Molecule: messenger RNA, 378 nt
Organism: Mucor velutinosus
Lineage: Eukaryota; Fungi; Mucoromycota; Mucoromycetes; Mucorales; Mucoraceae
Gene: ALG8
Product: glycosyl transferase
Exons: 1
Coding region: 1-378 (125 amino acids)
Source: RefSeq, a predicted model, not a curated record
AUGAACUCUAAAAUCGAUCAAGCUGUUGGUGGUAUCAAGAAGGCUGUAGGUGGAGCUACCGGUAACCAAAAGAUGCAGGCUGAGGGUAUGGCUCAAAAGAACCAAGGUCAAGCUGGUAACCAGAUGGGCAAUACUGGUCAACAAGUUGAACAAGGCAAGCAAAACAUGCAGAGCAGUCUCAGUGGCAACAACAACGAUCGUAUGGGAGACAGCUUUAACAAUGACAACCUUAACAAUGACAACCUUAACAACGACAACUUUAACAAUGACAAUCUUAACAAUGACAACCUUAACAAUGACAACCUUAACAGUGGUGACUUUAACAAUGACAACCUUAACAGUGGUGACUUUAACAAUGACAACUGGGGAGCCCGUUAA